CGAUCUCCACACAAAGCCUUGCGGAGGACCUCUUUCUUAGCUUAGCUGUAUGCUCAUCCAAUUUCCCACCGCCGCUCGAGGAUAAAAAGAAUAACAUGAAUAGACAGUGGACGUCUUUGCGUGCUUUGCUUAAUCUGGUUUGGUUGAGAAGUAAGGUAGGACAGAGCCGCCGUUUGAGCCCAAACUAUAGAGGUCGUUUCAGUGGGUGUCCAGUGAAUAGAAAAAUACCUUUACCAGGAACAGACCGCCUUUUCUUUUAGACGACCGAGAAGAAGAAGCCAAGAUUACUCUCGAAUAAAGAAGGAAAGAGGGUUGUGACUCAAAUGGAUCGUUGAAAGACUGAGUCUAGGACUUGGUUGGUUGAAGACUUGCGGGGAAAUAAGUAUGCGGGAGGAAGUAGCUCCAGAUAAUGAGCAGUAGGAGGAAAGUAAAGUAUUGGAGCAAGAGGGGAGAAAGAUUUCUACUAACUAAACUGCAGGGGCCUAUGAGAGUUCAAGCCUUCUUUUCAAUUCUAUACAGGGAAUUUAGUUGUGAGAGAGGUCAUCUCGGUCUUUUACUUAUUACAAAAUUAGAAGCUACAGCAAAAGAGGUUCACUCCACUCAGGCUAUCCCGACUGCAAGAAUGAAAGAGUAAAUCUAUCUUAGUCAAGGCGCUCGCUCUGCCACAAAGGGAGGAGCUGGCUAAAUAGAAAUAUAAAAGAGAUGUUUCCAAUUAAACCAUAGAUGUCCACUUCAUACUUAGAGUAUUCGAUUUCGGCUUGCUUGGGUUCAUUCAAGGCAUCUUCAUAUCUAUUAAAGAAAUCAAUCAGCUCCUAAUUAGGUCCCCCAAGGCGAGCGAAGUGACGUUUUUCUUCCCUCCGAAAAAAAAAUUUAUAGAACCCGAUGCAUAACAAGAAAAGAAAGAAUAGUAGUGGUGCCUGCGCGCAAACAAUCUUAGAACUGAGCUCUUGUAAAGGUGGGCGUUCCUACGCUCUAAGCCCAUAUCUCAGAUGCAUGCCAUGCCCAUUGGAAUAGCCCAUCACCAGGAAGCCUUUUAUCCAUUUAGCGCAGUUCCCCUUUCCCUCUCUUCUUAUAUCAACCGAACAUCCUAAAAAAAGGAAGGAAGUGCGCAUUUAGCUGUGCUUCUAAGGGACGAUCGGAGCUCCGGGAAGCUUUUUCGUUGCAGAAUCGAAAAACCAUGCCGAAUUCAGUCGCGGAUGCUGGAAGGAAGAGGAAGAGAAACCCUAAGCUCUUCUCCUUCCAUUCGUUCUGCGAUCCAGAUUGCCCCGUUAUCUCAUCGGAAUCCUUCCGAGACAGAAUAAGGGUUUUUCUCAGGGAAUUUGCAGAGGUGGAGGACUACAAUAUCCGUUCAAUGCCUGUUUGGUGUACUCUUCUGGUUCAAGGGAACAAGGGAGGUCUCUUCGUCCCUCUCUACACCAUCGAAGAAGACUGUCAAGCAUUCCGAUCAGAGCCUUAUUGCGAUCACUGUAAAUGUUGAAAAAGAAGUUUUCGUUCUUGGUUGUCUCGAAUUUAGGGUUUUGAGACUACGAAUUUCGAAACUCCUGAUGUGCUUGUUUCUUGUUCUAUAGGUUGGAGCAAUCAUUUUGUGUAUCCAGAAGGAGGUACCACAUCAUAAUUCCGGCAGACGAUGAGUGGAAAAAGCCUCUGAAUGAAAACGCUUUAGAUAUUCAGAGCCAUCUCCUGCAUGGAAUGGUCCAUUUGAACGGAUUCGGUCACUUGCUCGGUAUCAAUGGGAUUGAAGGUGGGUCCAAGCACCUUCAUGGGAGAGAGAUUAUGGAUCUUUGGGAUCGUAUUUGUACUAACCUGCAUACUCGGUAAGUUUUGCCCUAAAAAAUUGCUAAAACUCGAAGUUAGGUUUUACCCCCAAAAAACGAUGCUAGGUUAGUAAUUCGAUGGAAAAUAAACAAAUCGGAUAGACCUGUUUAUCCUUCUUGCGAGAAACCAAUUUGGGUUGGCUUGAAAUCUGACGAUAUUUGAGAACUUGGCGGUUUGUUUGGGUUAACCUGAUUAAUGUUCAGUUUAUCUCUUAUGAUGAGCGAUUUUAAUGUUGCUUUUGUAGGAAAAUCACUCUGUAGGAUGAAUCACAAAAGAGGUCAAUGGAUCUUAGGCUAUUGUAUGGAGUUGCUUAUGGUCAUUCGUGGUUUGGUAGAUGGGGUUACCGCUUUUGCAGUGGGAGCUUUGGCAAGGGAUGAUGAUGGCGAAAGGAUGGAUGGUGGCUUGUGAUGUUUGUGAAAUUUGGCAACAUACGCGCGUCCGGUGGCUCUAUACUUGGCUCCACCGUGCAAGAUGGUACGCCCACCCAUAUUGGGCUUUCAUUGAAAGAGGCUCGAGUCUUCAUUUGUAGGACUUUCCGCAUUUAAAAAAUUUCGUAUGAGAUGCGAGCCUAGCGUUUCAAAGACGGCCGGUUUUUUUGGAUCAAGGUGAGCCUUAACGGCUAAAUGGCCGCCGCAUCUGUCCUGUAUGAUAUGAAAACCUAUAUAGGCUCUCUUCAAGAAAACGGAAGUAAGAAUUCAUUUCACUGCUAUAUAUUCUUUCUUCUUUACUAAAGUAAAGAAGAAAGCCUAUAAAUUUAUUUAGGCGAAUUGGACGGAAAAAAUGACACUGGGGAGUUGGCUUAGAAUUUUAAAUAGUAGUAAGAAAUGAAACAGAUCAAAAAGGCUAUUUUACGAGAAUUCGUUUUGAUUGACAUAAGACAAAGCGCCGCUAGGAUCCUUGGGUCCGACGUCGAAGCACGUCUCUCACAAAGGUUUUGUUGCCGGUCAAUUGUCGUAACCGAACGACGGGGGUUUCCAAACCAAUCUUACUUCGCCUAUCGAAUUGGGCUUUGGUCAAGCGAUGCCUCUAAACACACAUAUAAAAAGGUGACUAAAUACCUCUUUCUUGAAGUUUCCCCAGAGUACUUCGAGGCCCGGGCAUUCCGACCGGCGGAAUAGGCAUUCAUAUAAUCCAUUUAGCCAUCUGAGGCACCUCUAUUGGAUGAGUUGACCUCACCUCUUUCAUUCAGAUCUGCAGAGACAACUGGAACAGAAGCUGCACUGGAAGAGGUAGCUAAGCCUGCCGAAUCUUGGGAAUUCAAAUCUGUUACCGACCUCCGUUGAAAAUAAACCAGCAGCUAACUGCUGAGUAAGAAGGGCAGGGUCGGUACUGUGUAGGUGGAACAAAGUAAGGUCGAGAGU
This is a messenger RNA of Linum trigynum, 3176 nucleotides long. The record is from the annotation of a GenBank genome assembly. Lineage: Eukaryota; Viridiplantae; Streptophyta; Magnoliopsida; Malpighiales; Linaceae.